UGCUCCUACAUCUCUAUUUACGUGCGUAUGUGUGUGAGUGAGCGAGGUAUCGCAUAUAGAUGUGCGAUACACGUGUAAUUCGUCUCGGCGAGAUGCAAUGCUGUGAGAAAAGACUCCACCGGUAUAAAAGGGGGUGUGUCUCGUAAGAUCCGCAUCAGUUUCAGUAGUGAUCUCUGCAUCGCCACACCAUUACCGCCACCAUGAACGCUAUACUUGUAUUAGCCAUUCUCAGCCUGGCAAUGCCUAUUUAUGGCGAAGAAACACAAGUAGAAAAGAAACAGGAGAAGAGGGGUAUCUUAGGGUUAGGUUACGGAGGAUACGGAGGAUACGGUGGAUUAGGAAACUCUCUGAUUGCGGGACCGGCUUAUGGAGGUCACGGACAAAGUUAUCUCGGUGUUGCCCCGGCAUUUGCUUCCUCGGGUCACGGCAUUUCCGCACCCGCCUAUAGUUACAGCAGCGUGCCCAUAGCGUCUCAUGGGUACAGCGCUCCUCUGGCUUAUCGUAUUGGUUAUUCUGGUGGUCCAGGGUACGGUGGUGCGAAUCUAGGAGGAUUCGGACACGGUGCCGCAGGAGCCGCAGGAGCCGGCGGAGCGGCCGGGGCUGACCGAUUGGGACACGGUCUCGGUGCUGGUCUCGGUCAUGCUGGUCUAGGUGCCGGUCUAGGUGCUGGUUACGGUGCCGGUUACGGUGCCGGUUACGGUCACGGAUGGUGA
Messenger RNA from Acromyrmex echinatior (Panamanian leafcutter ant), 713 nucleotides. RefSeq lists its product as uncharacterized. NCBI's taxonomy places the organism in Eukaryota, Metazoa, Arthropoda, Insecta, Hymenoptera, Formicidae. The record is from RefSeq and is a predicted model, not a curated record.